AUGAACAGGUGUAUGGGUGACCAGGAAUGCAAAGAGAUAAUGACCUCUGGGGGACUGAGAGGACAAGUGGUGUCGGCUACAAGAUUUGACCCCCACCGCAGUGACGUAUGGGACGCCAUAAGGAGGAAGUAUCCUACCCAGGCCAGACCCGAACUGAUGAGAACUCUGACAUUGAAUGACGAUGAAACCAUACCAGCAUACAUGAAGAGGGCUAAGUGCCUCUGGAGGCAAGCGUGGAAUGAAGAACCAGGAAAAGACACCAUGAAGCACCUCUUCCUGACAAACUGCCUGGGGGGACUCCCGGAUCAGGCUCAGGUUGAAUGUGAAAAAGUUGUGGCAAUCACCGCAAAAUCGAUCCCGGAAUUUACCGAGAUAGCACAACACCAUGUGGAACGAUGGAGAGAGGGUAAGCGAAAGGAAGAGGAUGAACUCAAACAACUUCAGAAGAAGGUUCUGAAGAAGCAACUGACAGAGGACAAGCUAGGAAAACAAAUGGUGGUAACCAGUACCCCAACAUCUAAUCCUACCACUCCUGCACCCGGAAAUGAUACUGCUGCUGCAGUUACUGCUGUAGUACAGGCAAUGACGGGAAUGAUGGCACCUUCUGGUCCUCCUGGAUAUGGUGCACCUGCAUACCGACAACCCUAUGUGCAACCACAACAACAGGGGUACACCCCUAGAUACGCUGACCAAGGGUGUUUUAACUGUGGGGUGUAUGGCCACCUGGCAAAAUACUGUAAGCUCCCAAGACAGGGACAGCAAAGAGGGAGGGGAUACAUGGGACAGUCAAGAGGACAAGCACCGAGAUACCAACGAGGGCGGGGAAGCUGGCAAGGAGGAGGAAUGCCAGUCCAGCAACACCAACCGCAACCACAACAACAGGACCAAAGACAUGACACAUCAGUGCCUAAUGCUGCCCUCCUGCCCAGCAUGUCAUGGCUGGGUGACAAACACAAUUACCAAUGAAGCUGCCCAGAAACCCAUAAGGACCUUACCACCAACAUCUACACCUUCCCACCAGGUUCGGAGCCGGUGGUGACAUGUUUGAUUGGAGGAAGAAAACAUAAUAUGCUGAUUGAUACAGGAUGCACAUGGUCUUCUGUACAAGCAACAUAUCAACUCACUACCAAAACACAAGCUUUCUCUGGGGUUUCUGGGGCUAUUAUGAGAAAGCCAUACACAGUUCCAUUGGAGGUUGUAUGGGAUGACCUACAGGUUACCCAUCAGUUUCUAUACAACCCCGAAUGCUCGGUGGGACUCAUGGGGAGGGACCUGCUUUCCAAACUGGGAUGUAGUAUCUAUUGUAACCAGGAGGGCCUGCACGCAUCCAUCACGCCCAUUGAUGAACUCAUGCCAGUAAUCAUGGAAAAAUUCUCCGACCCCCCUCGCAUGCUAUAUGUGGGAACACACCUAAACGAGGAAGAUGAGGAGGAAGCAUAUGUUUACUGGCUGAAGCUCAUGGAUACUGACCUUGAUGCUCCCCGAGUAUGCAGAGAGUUCCAACCAUGGAAGGCCUAGAUACAGACCUUAA
Coregonus sp. 'balchen' is the source of this 1531-nucleotide messenger RNA. NCBI's taxonomy places the organism in Eukaryota, Metazoa, Chordata, Actinopteri, Salmoniformes, Salmonidae. The record is from the annotation of a GenBank genome assembly.